Molecule: messenger RNA, 1860 nt
Organism: Contarinia nasturtii (swede midge)
Lineage: Eukaryota; Metazoa; Arthropoda; Insecta; Diptera; Cecidomyiidae
Exons: 4
Coding region: 109-633 (174 amino acids)
Source: RefSeq, a predicted model, not a curated record
UUUAAUGCCCAAGAGGUUUGACACAUCCACUUUGACAGUUCAGAAAUAAAAAUAUUCCACAACAAAUUUGUAUAUAAUUCAUCAUUUUUCCUCAAAUAUUUUUUUAAAAUGUCGAUUUAUCAAACACCAAUAUCUGAAAUUGAAAGGGAUAUACUUAUAAAAAUGGAAGCUGAUGAAACUAAUGAAUUUCGUAUAAAGACUGAGCUGGAACAUUUAUAUUUCGUUACGGAAACGGAUGAAUGGAAUGACACCGUCAACGAUAUCAACACGGCACACAACGUGAUGUGGAGUUUAUUUGAUGAAAUAAAAAACAGCGCAGACCAUAAGGAACGUUUGUGCAAAUUUAAUCAUUUCAUUAGGACAUCGAAAUCAAUGCUUCAACUAGUUACAGCCUACGAAAUGAAAUUUAGCAUAAAUCCAGACAGUACAACUCAAUAUGGCGCACAAAUUGGCUCAUUAAUAUGGUAUCGUGGUGUUUUGGGUAUCAUUGGCGGGCUUAGGACGAUUUUGAUGGCAGACGUACAAGACAGAGCUAUUGAUAGCGGUAUCGCUGCCCUUUGGUUCGGAAAAAUUUUGCAGACCAAGAAGAAGUGGCAAGAAAAAGCACAAGGCCGUUAUCCACAUGCACGUUAAGACAAAAUGUAAUCGCUGCUUUGUAUGCACAAAAUCGAUUGUUACAAUGAAAAAGCGUGCUUGAAACUGUGUGUUGUUAUUUUAUUCGAUGUUAUUUUGUAUUACAACAACAAAUCUAUGAGCGUUCAAUUGAAUUGAAGUGUUUAUCUUUUAUUUCAACGUUUUGAAUGGAGACAAAGAAUGAGGAGUGAAAGAGAUGCAAAUGAAGAAAACUUUGGAUGGGUUUAUUCAAUGCAUUUUAUUUGAAUUUAUGACAUUUCUGAUUCAAUUCAGUUGAUGAUAAUGAUUUGGAAAUGUUAUGUCAAUUUAUUUUAUUGAAUAGAGAAAGUACAUUGAAUGAAAUGGUCGCGAGUAAAUGAUGAAUAUAUGUUGUUUUAAUCCAUUGGUGUGGAGUGUAGUGAUCGGGUUGGGCUGAUCUUCACUUCUUUUGACGAUGAACAUUCUUCAUGUGGAAAUUAGCGCUGAACUUCAGAGAGAAUUUGGCAUCGCACCAUUUGUAUGGAAAUGGUUUCUCACCGGUAUGAUUGUUACGCAUGUGACUUCUUAAUAGCAUUGAAUCGCGAACUGAAAUUUAGCAGAUGUAACAUUCAUAUCGUCGACUCUUGCAUCGAUCCUCAUGCAAUUUUUUCUCGAUUUUGCUAGAAAAUCGUUGUCUGCAUUUUGUGCAGUCAAAAGUUAAUUCUUCAGAAAAGUCUCAAUAUUAAUGUUGGAUUUUUGACAUUAGUGGCAGCGUUGAGUAACACAUUAUUAUUGUAACGAAGCAUUGCCAGUAAGAAUAGCAAUAGCUAUUACUGGUAAUUCUAAAAUCUAACAUUACAAUUGUAAUAGCAUCACAGUAAUGCUUCGUUACAAUUGUAAUGUGUUACUGCAAAAUGUAAAUCUGUAAGCUCUGACAGACACCUAUAACUUGAGUGCCACAAAAUGGAAAAUAUGAAAAGAAAAAGACAAAAGUCAUUCUAUGGAAACGAAAAACUCUUACCAAACAAUACUCUUGGUCUUUUUACUUAUUUCUUUCGUUGAUUUUGGACGAAUUUUUCUAUCUACAGAUAUUAGUACCUGAAAUGUCGAAUUCAUUGCUGAUUUGUACCUGCAAAGUCGAUGAUGCCAAUAAACGCUUUUAUUUUUUAUCAACUGAAGAAACAUUCAAACAUGUUUAUCAACAAAAAUGCUAUAAUUUUUCUCUGAAUCAGAGCCAUCAAUAAAAAUGCCUUAAAUUUUUCUCUUCAA